UCAUAAUUUUAAUCAUCUAAAUAUUUUUAUAAGUUAUUUUCAAAAUAAUCAAAUUAUAUAACCUACUGAGAAUUUACAUAAUUGAGGCAUGUUCAUUAAGUAUUACUAUUUUUAUAACUAUAGUAUAAUUAACAAAUGACAAUACUAUAACUCAAUUUAUAUGAAAUUUAAAAUUUAUACCAUAUCACAAUAAUUUUCCCUUCACAAUCAUAGCUAAAAAGAAAAAUAAUUAUGUUUUUUUUGUUGGAUUGGGUUAGGCUUGUAAAACACCUUGUUGGGCUAGCCCAAUUUCCUCUUUUAAAUUUACUUUUAUUAAAUGGAAAACAAAAAUAGAAAGUAGGAAAAGCAGGCGUGAAGUCAGCCUUGUAUAUAAGAGAAGAUCGAUAGCAGGUUUCUCCUUGCGCCUAGCCCCUUAGAUUUUCGUUGCUCUGUCCCAAACAUUUUCGCAUAUCAUCAUCGUCAUCAUCUUUAUUUUGCUCAGAGCCCAGGGUUAGGAGGUGUGGAUUAGCGCAAACAAACCCCAAAUCCCGCUAAUCAGAGCGUCUUCCCCACCUGUAUUAAACUACCGCCAUUUCUUUUUCCUUUUCAUUGACAACUAAUCUCUCUGUACAUUCUGAUCCCAAAAAGAAUACCCAGAACAAAGAAAACCCAAGUUGUCUUUUUUUUGUUCUUUGGGUUUGUGUAGAUUUUGUUCAGGAUUUUGAGUUUGUUUUCUUGUUUUGUUUGGAGAUCAUAAAAGAAACGGAUUUCUUUUUUAGUUUGUGUUUCAUUUGUAAUUAGCAAAAAGAAAUGGACAAGAAAAGGAUUGCGGUCCCACUUGUAUGCCAUGGCCAUUCACGUCCCGUCGUGGAUCUCUUUUACAGUCCUGUUACUCCAGAUGGCUUUUUUCUCAUUAGUGCCAGCAAAGAUUCCAGCCCCAUGCUGAGGAAUGGAGAAACUGGAGAUUGGAUAGGAACGUUUGAAGGACACAAGGGCGCAGUGUGGAGUGUUUGCUUGGACACAAAUGCUUUAUGCGCUGCUUCUGGCUCUGCUGACUUUACUGCGAAAGUGUGGGAUGCACUAACAGGUGAUGUAUUGCACUCAUUUGAGCACAAGCAUAUAGUUCGAGCCUGUGCUUUUUCAGAGGAUACGCACCUUCUAUUGACUGGGGGAGUGGAGAAAGUCCUUCGUAUUUAUGAUUUGAAUUGUCCAGAUGCACCCCCCAGAGAAGUGGACAAAUCUCCUGGUUCAGUCAGAACUGUUGCCUGGAUGCAUAGUGAUCAGACAAUAUUAAGUUCCUGCACUGAUAUGGGGGGUGUCAGAUUAUGGGAUGUAAGAAGUGGUAAAAUAGUUCAAACACUAGAGACCAAGUCAUCUGUGACCAGCGCUGAAGUGAGUCAAGAUGGUAGAUAUAUAACAACUGCGGAUGGAUCUACAGUUAAGUUCUGGGAUGCAAACCACUUUGGGUUGGUAAAGAGCUACAACAUGCCAUGCACGGUUGAAUCAGCUUCAUUGGAACCAAAGUAUGGAAAUAAAUUUAUUGCUGGAGGAGAAGAUAUGUGGGUUCGCGUUUUUGAUUUCCACACUGGGGAUGAGAUAGCAUGCAAUAAGGGUCACCAUGGUCCUGUACACUGCGUGCGUUUCUCACCAGGAGGGGAAUCAUAUGCCUCAGGAUCUGAGGAUGGAACCAUUAGAAUAUGGCAGACAGGCCCUUUGAUUCAUGAUGACGUUGAACUGUUUGCAGCCAAUGGGUCAGUUGGAAAGGUGAAGGUAUCUACAGAAGAGGUUUCACGCAAGAUUGAGGGCUUCCAUAUUGCAGAAGACGGCAAGACCAAAGAAAAAGAAGCAGAGAAUGAGUAACAAGGGUGAUGAUUCCGAUCCGACCUGUCUCUGCAGGCAUAACCCCCUUAAGCAACGAUCGUCAUGAUAGUUUUUCUUAUCAGACAUAGAUGGACUAGACUGCAUUUUUUUUUUGGGUAUAAUUUCUAGUCUUUGGUACAUUUAACAUAUGUGGACUAGACCAAAAUGUAUUCUAAAUGAUAUAAUGGCAUCUUCAAUUUUAUAUUGCGGUCUAUGCAAAGGAGUAUUAUUUGUGGUGGAUACUAUGAUCUCUAAGCAACCGAAUGUGCAAUGAUGCCCAUUACAGGUUACUUUUUUUCUUUUGUUUACUAAAUGAUUAACUUAUGUACUAUUUUAACCAAAUAAUCGAAUAUUGCCC
Messenger RNA from Durio zibethinus, 2197 nucleotides. RefSeq lists its product as uncharacterized. NCBI's taxonomy places the organism in Eukaryota, Viridiplantae, Streptophyta, Magnoliopsida, Malvales, Malvaceae. Gene Ontology annotation, biological process: spliceosomal snRNP assembly. Gene Ontology annotation, molecular function: RNA binding; protein binding. The record is from RefSeq and is a predicted model, not a curated record. Gene Ontology annotation, cellular component: SMN complex.